GCCCCCCUCUCCCAGCAGGCCCUUUCUCUCCCCUUUCUCUUAAAGAGUGUAUGACUUCUCUCCAUAUCUUUCUCGAUGAAAAGAGUGUUGAUCUUUCAGAGAAGCGAACGGUCAGUGGGUAUGUGGAAUUACUGAUACCUACUAGCUCCUACGUCCAUCUUUCCACUCGUGUGACGGGUCAGGAAUUAGUUUAUUCCCCGUAUGACAGCGCGACGUGUUUCUUUAAUCAAACCAGCACCCCUCAGACACUUCAGCUGGCGGCUGGUCUCCACCGGAUACCUUUCUCGUGGGCGCUACACCGUGAGUUACCAUGCUCGCUCAUCCAUCGUUUUGGAUCCAUCGGAUAUUCCGUGGGUGCUGUGGCUUUGAUCGGCGACCUUGCUAUACGGGCUCACAUCAAGUUUUCCGUGACAAAAUCACAGAGUAAAAUAUCCACUAUAUAUUGGGGCACCACGCCUGAUCGCAAGUGGCGGUAUGAACUCGAAGUACCUAAAUCCAUAUGUUUAGGUGAUUUGUCGGUUCGACUGACGUUACGUUUGAAAAGUCUGAUGCCUCCCAAAUUGGAAUCCAAUGGAUGUUUGUUAGGCUGCCAGCUAUGGGAGUUUGCUAGUGUCAGUGACCCUGAAAAAGCUGAAACCCACCACUCUCAGUCAAUGGAGCCUUACACACACCUCCUUACCAAUCCAUCCAGUACGUGGUCCAACCCACUCGAACUUCUUUUGCCUAUCUCCAAACACGAUAGCCAUGUGGACACCAAAUGCGAAAGAAUAUGCAUAAAACAUUUAUUUCAUCUUACACUAGCCUUUAAUGAAACUGCUGAUGUACACUUGGAUUUUCCUGCUAUUGUAUGUGGCGAAAUUCCAGUGGCCGAACUGUGCGUGAGGAGAGAUUCCGCCAAUGAUACCAAUGAAUAUGUGGAUGAAAAGCUUAUUUCAUCUGCAUAAUCGAAACAUACCAAUACUGCAUAAUCACACGCACGCAUAGUCAUUAUUUCUAUCUCUCAAUCUAAUGUUUUACUGUACCAUAGUUAAAUUAAUGUUCACUGAUUAAAAAUGGAAGCUGCU
Molecule: messenger RNA, 1064 nt
Organism: Umbelopsis ramanniana AG
Lineage: Eukaryota; Fungi; Mucoromycota; Umbelopsidomycetes; Umbelopsidales; Umbelopsidaceae
Exons: 2
Coding region: 51-944 (297 amino acids)
Source: RefSeq, a predicted model, not a curated record